Messenger RNA from Quercus lobata, 1095 nucleotides. RefSeq lists its product as uncharacterized. The record is from RefSeq and is a predicted model, not a curated record. Bases 1 to 1095 code for a protein of 364 amino acids. Lineage: Eukaryota; Viridiplantae; Streptophyta; Magnoliopsida; Fagales; Fagaceae. The transcript has 4 exons.
AUGCGAAAUGCCAUUCGGGAAGAAAUUGGGGAUGCAAAAUUUUGCAUUCUCGUUGAUGAAACUCGAGAUGAGUCAAAGAGAGAGCAAAUGGCCAUUAUUUUGAGGUUUGUCGAUAAAAGUGGUUUCAUUAGAAAGCGUUUCUUUCAUGUUGUGCAUGUUAGAGAUACUAUUGCGUUGACCCUAAAGAAAGAGAUAUGUGCUGUCCUUUUUCAUUACAACUUUCACAUUGAGAAUAUUCGAGGUCAAGGGUAUGAUGGAGCUAGUAAUAUGCGUGGUGAAUGGAAUAGAUUGCAAGCUCUAUUUAUUAAAGAAUGUCCAUAUGCUUAUUAUGUACAUUGCACGACUCAUAGGUUGCAAUUGGCUUUAGUUACAGCAUCUAGAGAAGUAAAAGUUAUUCAUCAAUUCUUUGAUCAUUUGACUAAUAUUAUCAAUAUUGUCAUUGGUUCUAGUAAGCGUAAUGAUGAAUUGCAAUAUGCUCAAGGGGAACAAAUUGAGAAUAUGAUUGCUUCUAAUGAAAUUGAGACUGGAAGAGGAGCAAACCAAAUUGUUUCAACUACAAAAUCACUUAUUCAAAAGUUGAGAGAUGAUGAAUGGGAGCGUUUACUUGCUAGUGUUACAUCAUUUUGUGGACAACAUGAAAUUGAUAUUCCUGAUUUAAAUGCUCGUUACACUAAAGCUCGAGUCGCAAUAGAUUUUCAAUUGCAAGAAUUGAAUAGUAGAUUUUAUGAGCUAACAACAGAUCUUCUCACUCUUAGUUCAGCAUUAAAUCCUAAGGAUGCUUUUAGAUCAUUUAAAAUUCGUGAUAUUUGCAAUUUGGCUGAAAAUUAUUAUCCUCAAGAUUUCACUGAGCAGGAGAUUCGUCUUUUGAAGCAUCAAUUGCAACAUUAUGAGCUUGAUGUGACAAAUUUCUACAGCAACUACAGAACGAGCUUUUCAGCUAUGAAACUAUUAAAAACAAGACUUCGCAAUAGAAUGGAGGAUGAACUUUUGGUAGAUAAUAUGAUAGUUUAUAUAGAAAAGGAAAUUGCUGGGAAUUUCACCAUGGAAAUGAUCAUGGAUGAAUUCUAUUCCAUGAAAAAUCGUCGUCAGGCAUGA